AUGGAGCAUUUUGAAGAGUUAGCAUUACGCUCCGGACCGCCUGUGAUUACACUGUGGAAGAGAUACGUAGAUGACGUGUUCUGCAUUUUGAGGGGCAGCUCCGAUACAGUGGAACGGUUCGUUGACCAUUUAAACUCCAUCCAUCCAAAGGUAAAGUUUACCUUCGAGAUGGAGAGCGACAGAUCCCUACCUUUCCUGGAUGUAAAGUUGAAAGCUAAACCAGAUGUAACCCUGGCACACUCCGUAUACAGAAAGCCCACCCACACUGACAGGUACCUGCAAGCUUCUUCCCAUCAUCAUCCGAGACAUCUGCAAUCGGUGGUCACAUCCCUGGUUAACAGGGCUCGAGACUUAUGUGACUCUGAACACUUAGACGAGGAGUUAGCCCAUGUUCAGAAGGUGCUGAGGAAAAAUGGGUAUUUGCAGACAAUCCCGCGCAAGACUAAGAAGGGGGAGAGACAUCCGCAGGUUGACAGGCAACCAGCCUUUUUGCCGUAUGUGAAAGGGAUAACGGAUAAAGUUGGAUCAGUACUAAGAAAAGUCUCCAUUAAGACUGUAUACACACCGUUAUCUAAAGUAGCGAGUCUCUUACGCAGUCCUAAGGAUGUCAUUCCGUACCAAAGUCCGGGUGUCUACAAGAUAGAUUGCAGUUGUGGAAGUGCGUAUAUUGGCCAAACAAAGCGCAGCGUUCAAGAGAGGAUGGGCUCAACUGCGUUAGGUGCAAGGGGCGAAUACCGAGGCACCAAACUAUCAACGAGCUUCUCCGACGCGCCUUGGCCUCAGCUAAUAUUCCCAGCGUUUUGGAGCCACCUGGUCUAA
Molecule: messenger RNA, 819 nt
Organism: Leguminivora glycinivorella
Lineage: Eukaryota; Metazoa; Arthropoda; Insecta; Lepidoptera; Tortricidae
Exons: 2
Coding region: 1-819 (272 amino acids)
Source: RefSeq, a predicted model, not a curated record